Molecule: messenger RNA, 1533 nt
Organism: Spea bombifrons (plains spadefoot toad)
Lineage: Eukaryota; Metazoa; Chordata; Amphibia; Anura; Pelobatidae
Gene: STRAP
Product: serine/threonine kinase receptor associated protein
Exons: 10
Coding region: 128-1117 (329 amino acids)
Biological process (GO): spliceosomal snRNP assembly
Cellular component (GO): SMN complex
Molecular function (GO): protein binding; RNA binding
Source: RefSeq, a predicted model, not a curated record
CUCGGGCUCACGUGUGUUUCAACUGUGUGUGGCGUAAAUUCCGGUCACGUGCUGCUCGUUUUCCGGCCGGCUGUGUGGUCCUGCUGCUGCUGAUUCUGCUGUGACGUGCUUUGCUGGAGCAGUAGUCAUGGCGAUGCGACAGACUCCUCUCACCUGUUCUGGACACACAAGGCCCGUGGUGGAUUUGGCGUUUAGCCGCAUUACGCCCUAUGGCUACUUCCUCAUAAGUGCCUGCAAAGAUGGGAAGCCGAUGCUUCGUCAGGGAGACACUGGGGACUGGAUCGGUACGUUUCUGGGUCACAAAGGGGCUGUCUGGGGAGCCACGCUGAACAACAAUGCCACGAAAGCAGCAACGGCCGCCGCUGACUUCACAGCCAAAGUCUGGGACGCCGUGACGGGCGAUGAGCUCCUGACUCUGGCGCAUAAACACAUCGUGAAAAGCGUGGACUUCACAGAGGACAGCAAUAACUUACUGACCGGCGGCCAGGAUAAACUGCUGCGCAUUUACGACAUGAACAAACCCGAAGCAGAUCCUGAAGAGAUCGGCGGCCAUACUUCUGCCAUCAAGAAGGCUCUGUGGUACAAUAACGACAGGCAGAUUAUCUCAGCAGCAGACGAUAAAACUGUUCGCCUUUGGGACCGCGUGAGUAAGACGGAGGUGAACAUGCUGCAGUUUGGGCUGUCUGUCAGCAGCAUGGAGUACAUUCCUGACGGAGAGACCCUGCUCAUCACCUAUGGGAGAACCAUUGCUGUCUAUAAUGCCACCAGUCUGGAACUCGUGAAAUCGUUCGAAGCCCCUGCUCCGAUUAACUCAGCCUCACUGCAUCCAGAUAAAGAAUGCAUCGUGGCCGGAGGAGACGACUUCAAGCUGUAUAAAUACGACUACAGCACUGGAGAGGAGCUUGAAUCGUAUAAGGGGCACUUUGGUCCCGUCCACUGCGUGCGCUUCAGUCCAGAUGGAGAGCUUUACGCCAGCGGCUCGGAGGAUGGCACGCUACGCCUCUGGCAGACGGCUGUCGGGAAGACCUAUGGCCUCUGGAAGUGCGUCCUUCCAGAGGAGCUGGUUUCCGAGAAUUCAGACGGCAUUUACGGUUCCACCCCUGAGAUUAAAGCCUGAGCGCGGCGGCGCUUCUCCUGACAUCAUGGAAACCACAGACGUUUCAACUACGCAAAUGUCAAGAUACUGAAGCCUUUCAGGGUGUCCUCUGCAUGAGGCAAACGGGCAGCGUCUGCCGGCAAUCUGACACGGAGAAGAGUACGUGUCGCCUGGAAGUACCACGAAUCCCGCCACGCCGUCUGUGCGAUGUGUGAAGUCAGCCGUCAUCAUCACUUGUCCUUUUCCUGGUCUGGGAGGAGAAAGCUGGGGUUUGCUAAUGGUUUGGAGAGGGACGAUCAUUCUCUAUUAUGUUUUCGGUGGGAGGCUGUGGUGGUAUAAUUAUUGGGUCUUGGCGUUUCCUUUUGUUCCAUCGCCUCCCUAUUUCUCGACAUCGCUCGUAUUUUCAGUCGUAUAAAUAAAAGUUCUGUGAAUUUAAA